Messenger RNA from Symbiodinium sp. CCMP2592, 1518 nucleotides. The record is from the annotation of a GenBank genome assembly. Lineage: Eukaryota; Dinophyceae; Suessiales; Symbiodiniaceae.
AUGGUGGUGCCACUUCCGCGAGACCGGCCGAGCUCGAAACCUCAAAGUGUCCGAGACCAUGGACGAGCAGCAGCCCCUGAAGAAGCGGCUCCGCGAUUGUCAAAGGAAAUGACACUCGGCCGACUCCUCAUGGAGCAUCGUGGGUGCCAAGUCCUGAAGUUCGACAUCAUGGACAGCCUCCAGAGUAUGGUCGAGGAUGGCAAGGCCGUCCCGAUCAAAUAUGAUGGCUUCCGAGUGCAGUGCCUCGAGCUCGGCCGAUGUUCCCGCGAGGCCGCAGCGGACGAGCCAAAUCUUUUGGGACCGUGGUUGGAUGAGUGCACAGCACCUCAGGCUGAGGCCGAGACGCCGGCUAGCAGAGAAGAGGAGCGCCAGCAGUGGCACGACGACUGCAAGACCGGCAUUUGCUGGGCCAGUGCCCUGCUGAUCGUUGCCUUUGAGUGCUAUCUUCACGCCACUUGCGGAAACCCGCGGAGUUUGCAGCACGUCGAGGGUGAUGAGGAGUGCCUCGAAAGAGCCGACCAGAGCUACCUCCUCAGCUACUUGAGCGUUGUCGAGUGCGUUUGCCGCUGUACGACGGCCGUGGUGCUGGUGGAGUUCCUCAACCAGCUCGGUAUUUGCAACUGCGCCUGCUUUACUGCGGCGGCAUCUAAUUCGCAGCAGCCUCUCUGUGGACAAGCACGUGGGCUGCUUCAACAAUCUCUACCUCGAGACUUCAGCCGUAUCGAUCUUUUCCGCUGGAUGUUUCUGCUGAUGACCAUGUAUGUUGGCUUAGCCUCAGAGUCCGAAAAGCCCGCGAACUGGGUGGGAGUUUACGCUCACCUCUGUGACCUCGUAUGCCGCGUUAUCACGACAACAGUCAUCGUGGGUAUUCUCUACGAAGUGCUGCGGGGCUGGGUUGAAGAUCCAGCGAAUCUCUUGCAACGCUGUUUGUGCUGCCGCUACGACUGGGGGGCCGAGGGUCUCGAGGCGUUCGACGACCACGGCCCAUGGGUGCGACAGACAGGCUCUAAAGAAUUGACCGACGCGGAACUGGACCCAUCGUUCUGCGAGAAGUUCGUUACGUUGGUCAAAUGGCUCCUGGCCAUCCUCAUAGCUGUGACCUUCUACAUCCACGAGAACACGAGCUAUGCGUUGCCUUGGAUCUUUCAGACAGGGCUUACACUGCUGAACACGGCUUGCUGGGCCGCCUAUGCCUGGGCCAUCGGACAUGUUCUUCGAUGGAUAUGGGAAGCUGGCGAUCGUCGGGACAAGCUCACAGCGACGCCGAUCCAGGAGUUCGCGGACAGCGUGUCUGCGUCGCUGUCCCCGAAGAGGAGCAAGCAGUCCUCUGGUCACUCUCGUCUUCCUUCAAAGAGUGAAAGCAUUCCAGACGUAGCGGGCCAUGACGGAGGGCCUUUGUCACAGCCGGUCAGAGCAGUACAAACUGCACCUGCUGCGUCCGGACAGACUUUGCCGAAGACCGGUUGGAAGAAGUCUGCAACUCUGACUCUGCCUGGUGCCGUGGCGGCAGCGGCUUAG